This is a messenger RNA of Emericellopsis atlantica, 483 nucleotides long. RefSeq lists its product as uncharacterized. The coding region runs from base 1 to 483 and encodes 160 amino acids. NCBI's taxonomy places the organism in Eukaryota, Fungi, Ascomycota, Sordariomycetes, Hypocreales, Bionectriaceae. The transcript is spliced from 2 exons. The record is from RefSeq and is a predicted model, not a curated record.
AUGGGCCCCACCAAGAACCACCAACCGCAAGAACAUGUGGACAUUCCUCACAACAUCUCCGACCUAUACUGCUUCACAGAGACCGAGGGCAUCGUCACGACGACUAUGAUGGACCUGCCGGGCUAUCGCGUCGUCAGGGUCCUCGGGGCCGUCUAUGGCCUCACGGUGCGCUCGCGCAACAUUGCCGCUGGCAUCGGCAUGGUGAUCAAGUCUCUCGCGGGAGGCGAGCUCACCUGGUUCACAUCGAUGCUGUACAACUGCCGCAACGACUCGCUCAGUCGCUGCGUGGCCGAGACAAAGGCACGUGGCGGCAAUGCCAUCAUCUGCCUGCGAUUCGACACGGCCGAUCUGGGCGGCUUCGCGCAGUCCUGUGCAUACGGCACUGCGUGCGUCGUGGAGAAGCUCGAGGGAGGAGAUGCAGUGGCGACGCAGCUGCACAAUCGCAACAAUAGCGUGAAUGCUACUGCAUCAGCUGCGCGAUAG